Messenger RNA from Arabis nemorensis, 1491 nucleotides. The record is from the annotation of a GenBank genome assembly. Lineage: Eukaryota; Viridiplantae; Streptophyta; Magnoliopsida; Brassicales; Brassicaceae.
AUGUCCAAGACCAUGGCAGAGCAACGACAGUAUCUCCCCAUAUUUUCUGUUAGAGAUGAACUUUUGCAGCUAGUAAGAGAAAACCAGAUGAUAGUGGUGGUUGGCGAGACUGGUUCGGGAAAGACCACUCAACUUACACAGUAUCUUCACGAGGAUGGCUACACUCUAGGCGGUAUUGUAGGUUGUACCCAACCAAGGCGUGUUGCAAAGAGAGUUAGCGAAGAGAUGGAAACAGAGCUGGGAGAUAAAGUGGGUUAUGCCAUUCGUUUUGAAGAUGUUAACGGUCCAAACAUUGUUAUCAAGUACAUGACUGAUGGAGUGCUACUAAGAGAGACCCUCAAAGAUUCUGACUUGGAUAAGUAUCGCGUGGUGGUGAUGGAUGAAGCGCAUGAAAGGUCACUCAACACGGACGUCCUCUUUGGGAUACUGAAAAAGGUUGUGGCUCGGCGUCGUGAUUUCAAGCUGAUAGUCACGUCAGCAACCCUUAAUGCUCAAAAGUUUUCCAAUUUCUUUGGAAGUGCUCCUAUCUUCAACAUUCCUGGAAGGACUUUCCCUGUCAAUAUUAUCUAUUCUAAAACUCCCUGUGAAGACUAUGUCGAAGCCGCUGUUAAACAGGCCAUGGCGAUUCAUGUAGCAAGCCCACCUGGGGACAUUCUCAUAUUCAUGACUAGGCAAGAUGAGAUUGAGGCAGCCUGCUUUUCACUUAAAGAGAGAAUGGAACAGCUCGUCGCAUCCUCCAGCAGAGAAGUCACGAACCUACUGAUUCUACCAUUAUACUCUCAUUUACUAGCUGACUUGCAAGCAAAAAUAUUCCAGAAACCAGAAGAUGGAUCCCGCAAAUGCAUUGUUACGACCAAUAUUGCUGAAACAUCAUUGACAGUCGAUGGAAUCUAUUAUGUGAUUGACACUGGGUACGGAAAAAUGAAGGUUUUAAAUCCUAGAAUGGGUAUGGAUGCUCUUCAGGUUUUCCCCAUAAGUCGUGCCUCCUCUGAUCAGCGUGCAGGAAGAGCUGGAAGGACAGGGCCAGGAACAUGUUACAGGCUGUAUACUCACAGUGCUUAUUUGAAUGAGAUGUUGCCCAGUCCCGUGCCAGAGAUUCAGCGAACGAAUCUUGAUAACUUGCUUGAUUUUGAUUUUAUGGAUCCACCUCCACAAGAGAACAUCCUCAACUCUAUGCACCAGCUUUGGGUGUUGGGGGCUCUUAGCAAUGUUGGAGGCUUAACGGAUCUUGGGUGGAAGAUGGUGGAGUUCCCAUUGGAUCCGCCUCUUGCAAAGAUGUUGUUAAUGGGUGAGCGGCUUGAUUGCAUAAACGAAGUCUUGACGGUUGUGUCAAUGAUUUCAGUACCUUUAGUGUUCUUCAGACCUAAAGAGAAAGCAAAGGAGAGCGACGCCGCGAGGGAGAAGUUUUCUGUGCCGGAAUCCGAUCAUCUAAUGCUGUUGAAUGUAUACUUGCAGUGGAAAGAGCAUGACUAUAGGGGACUGGUGCAAUGA